Molecule: messenger RNA, 2031 nt
Organism: Alternaria conjuncta
Lineage: Eukaryota; Fungi; Ascomycota; Dothideomycetes; Pleosporales; Pleosporaceae
Exons: 1
Coding region: 1-2031 (676 amino acids)
Molecular function (GO): protein binding
Source: RefSeq, a predicted model, not a curated record
AUGCAUGGCCACGACCACGAAGGCAUGUCGGAGCGCACACGACACCAGCACGCAACCACAGACGAGGCCGAAGAGGCCCAGGCGAACAAGUCGAAGAAAAUGGAGAAGAUGAUCACGCCAUACCUCGCCCAGCACAUUCCCCAACAAUAUAACCCCCUCGGCGCCAACAGCCCAGGCCAGGACGAGCGUCCACGCACUGCCAACACCAAGUUCUGCUAUCGACACCGUCCCGACUUACUCUGUCGACGGCAAGCAGACGAGCCUUCCAUGGAACAACUGCAAGAACAACUCGGCAGAGAGUCCCAGGCCGACCAGCAGAGCAUUGCCAACGUCUGGUCGCUCUUCUCCGCGGCUCCCUCCCGCCAUCGCAACCUCAUGCUGCAGGGCAUUCUCGCCCAGUGCUGCUUUCCUCAACUCUCCUUCAUAUCCUCCUCCGUCCGAAACCUCAUUAAGAUCGACUUUCUCGGCGCACUGCCCACCGAAUUGGGCUUCAAGAUCCUCUGCUACCUCGACACCACCUCGCUCUGCAAAGCCUCCCAGGUCAAUCGGCGGUGGAGACAACUGGCUGACGACGACGUCGUCUGGCACAAAAUGUGCGAGCAGCACAUUGACAGGAAAUGCACAAAGUGCGGCUGGGGACUCCCGCUGCUCGACCAACGUCGCUUGCGCCAUGAGAAGCGACGGAUACAACUGCGCGCAUCGGGGCGGGGGCUCAACGAAUGGUCGCCAAACAUCACCCCACAGCCCGAGACCUCACCCGACACACUCGCUCAUCGAUUAUCCCAAGGCCCCGACCCCGACCCCGCUGCCAGCACCAAGCGCUCUGUACCAGACGACGAUUCUUCCCCAGAAGUUUCGAACAAACGACCAUGCACCAGCCUCCAAGCAGGUCAGGACCAAGUCACAUCAUACUUUGAUCAUCCUAAGAAGCGACCAUGGAAGGAUGUCUACAAGGAUCGCUACAAGGUUGGGAGCAAUUGGAAGUAUGGGCGCUAUUCGACACGCAUAUUCAAGGGCCACACCAACGGCGUCAUGUGCCUGCAAUUUGACGAUCAAGUCCUCAUCACCGGCUCCUACGAUGCCACGAUCAAAGUCUGGGACAUCAAGACGGGCCAAGAGAUUCGCACCCUCACAGGCCACACCCAAGGCAUCCGAUGUCUGCAGUUUGAAGACAGCAAACUGAUCACCGGCAGCUUGGACAACACGAUCAAGAUAUGGAACUGGCGGACAGGCCAACUUGUCAAAUCCAUGAACGGCCACAGUGAUGGUGUAAUUGGCCUCCACAUGGCAGACAAACUCCUAGCAUCCGGAUCUUCAGACAACACCAUCAUGGUGCACGACUUCAGCCACAUGAAGCGCACCACCUUACUAGGCCACACAGACUGGGUCAACGCCGUCAAAAUAGACCUCCCCUCGCGCACCCUCUUCUCCGCCUCCGACGACAUGACCGUCAAGCUAUGGGAUCUCGACACCCACCGCUGCAUCAAGACGUACGAAGGCCACGUCGGCCAAGUCCAACAAGUGCUGCCCCUCCCGCAAGCCUUCGAAAUCGACGAAGACGACUUCGUCGCAAACGCAAACAACGACACAUCCGAUACCGCCUCCCUAGCUUCUGAUAGCGCCCCGCCUCUCGCCCAUACCUCGUCUUCUUCCUCUCACCACCACAGUCACCCCGAAGAACCAAGUUUCUUCCCCGACGACCCCUCCCGUCCGUCUCCGCCCUCAUACAUGCUCACCGGCUCUCUCGACGGCACCAUUCGUCUCUGGCACGUACCUUCUGGUCGCUGUGUCCACCGCUUCUUUGGCCACGUCGAGGGCAUCUGGUCGCUUGCCGCCGAUUCACUUCGACUGGUCAGCGGAGCUGAGGACAAGACGAUUAAGAUCUGGGAUCCCCGGACGGGCAAACACGAGAGGACGCUUACGGGUCAUACGGGUCCCAUCACUUGCGUGGGCCUGAGUGACGAGAGGGUCGUCAGUGGGAGUGAAGACGGUACCGUUCGUGUGCAUUGUUUUACCCCUGAGGGCGCAUAG